CCUGUAGGACGCUUGAGUCGAUGCUCAUCACUGGACACUUUGAGAGUUUUUGUCAGACCACACGGAAUGUUCUCAUGCAGCCUAUGGCCUUUAUCGUUCAGACCGAAGGCUACUGAGUCUAAAAGUUUCGCGCAUUUGGUUCGUCCGGAAGAGCCGAGCUUGUUCGUGACAAGCUGUCUCACGGCGUCCGCUUAUGUCCGUCAGCCUUUGUCACAGUUGCUCACUGUUCGAGAAGCAAGACAAAAUUUUGGACGUCGUGUAGCAAAUCUGGGAAUGAGGAGUGGGAACUGCGGGAAGAUCUUGAUAAGCGGCACAUCAAAACAUCACGCCGCUGACCAAGGUUUUGUAUCAUUUUCUCGUGCAGUUCAUCAAUGUGACAUUGCAACAAUGUCAUUGACAUGUGCAAGGAUCAAUUGAAGCGAUGGCAUUGAGGUUGGCAAGUUGUAUUUUUGGGCCAUCUGACCUUGGCUGCCUGAUUUGCACUUUCUCGUGUUUCAGAGCACAGAAGUUCUACUGACAAAUGUCGGCCACAUUCGAGAGAACAUGAUUCGCGGCGCCGAUUGAUGACUCUGCCUGCCGCCAGCGGAUCUGUGAGAUUUCCGUCAGAAGCGGUAACCCAGCUUGUCCGAAGGCGCAAGUGCAGGUGACAGGACCCACCCAAACAAUGAC
Molecule: messenger RNA, 669 nt
Organism: Macroventuria anomochaeta
Lineage: Eukaryota; Fungi; Ascomycota; Dothideomycetes; Pleosporales; Didymellaceae
Exons: 2
Coding region: 67-417 (116 amino acids)
Source: RefSeq, a predicted model, not a curated record